CCUUGUCGCUGCUAAAAUGUUCCUUCUGGUCUAUUUCCUUGUCCCGGUUCGCGUAAACGGGACAAUCCUCCUCUCUGAUCAAUUCACCGACUGAAGUUUCACAUAAACCAGCGCGCGUGUAGAGCUACAGUGAGAGACACGCACACUCUCAGCCUUGAAGUUAAAUUGUUGGAAAGCAUGUCGAGCUCGCUCUGAUAUCAGAGAAAUUGAACUAAGGAGGAUAAUUUAACAUGGAAUUACCAGUGUGGAUUAACUCGCGGUAAAGCGGUAAAAGAAAUAGGCGCCCGUACUUGUCUGUGGACAUGAAUAUAUGAACCUGCUCAGCAUUCUGUAGCUGUGGAGCUGGUUUAUGAACAAUAGGUGGUUCUUCCACGCUUGGGAUUUUAGUUUAGUGUGUAACCGCCACGGAUAGAAUGAACAGCUCUGGGCGCGUGGCACUGGCGCUGUUGCUCGCGCUGCUCGUGGGCUUUACACGGGGCACACAAGGCCAUGUAAUGUCCGCCAAGGUGGUGCGGUCUUCUAACGUGAGGCAACAUGACUUGUACCGGAAAGAAGAGGUCGUCACGGUAACGGCAACGGGAGGAGUCAUCCAGAGCCCCCGCUUUCCUAACGCCUACCCCAGGAACCUGCAGUUGUCAUGGAAACUACUGUCGCCCCACAACACCCGCAUCACCCUGGAGUUUGACUCCCACUUUGCACUGGAGGAACCAGAGAACGAAGUCUGCAGAUAUGACUUUGUGGAGGUGGAGGACAUCUCAGAGACCAGUACUAUUGUCUGGGGGAGAUGGUGUGGUCAGAGAGCCCCCCCUCGUCUUACCUCCAAAACCAACACCCUCAAAGUCUCCUUCAAGUCAGAUGACUACUUCGUGGCAAAGCCUGGCUUCAAACUCCACUUCUCUCUACAGGAUGAUUCUCUUCCUGCAGCGUCAAAGACUAACUGGGAGACUGUGACCCUGAUGGAGGACAGUCUGUCAGUGUUGGCCCCAGUGGUGACUGGUGUUCCUCUGACAGCAGCGGCGUUGGACCAGACCAUAGCAGCCUUCAACACAGUGGAGCAGCUCCUCCGCCACCUCAACCCUGACAGCUGGAGACAGGACCUGGACAGCUUGUACAGAGAGACAGCUAUGUACAGACCCCGGGCCUACCAGCACAACAGACAGAACAAGAUUGACCUGGACCGUCUGUAUGAUGAUGUGAAGCGCUACAGUUGUACACCUCGGAACUACUCUGUCAACCUGAGGGAGGAGCUGAGGGCCACCAACGCCGUGUUCUUCCCACGAUGCCUACUGGUGCAGCGCUGUGGGGGGAACUGUGCCUGUGGGACGGACAACUGGAACGGCUGUACCUGCAGCCCGGCCAAGACCAGUGACAAACUACACGAGGUGUUGAAGUAUGCUCCUGAGGUGGGAGGUUAUUCACGACGUCAGACAGUUCGUGUCAGCUGGGCCCUAGAGGAGGUCCACUUGACGCACCACGAGCGCUGUGACUGUGUUUGUUCCUCCAGACCACCCCGCUGAGAGACAAUGGGACAGGGGGACACAGCUCUGGGACUGUUUAUAUCUCCAUCUCUCUCUCUCUGUAGUGCUCCCCUGCCAUCAAUCCACAUACCAACCAUACCACAGCCUUCCCAUACCCCUCUUCUGGUCAUGAACUGUGCCCUGCCUCCACCCAGCCAAAACCCAAAUGUACCCCACUGAGGUAUGACCCCCCCCCCACUGCCCGAGCCCCCAACAUCUGAUCCACUGAGGUAUGACC
Oncorhynchus masou masou (cherry salmon) is the source of this 1755-nucleotide messenger RNA. Its product is annotated as platelet-derived growth factor D-like. Lineage: Eukaryota; Metazoa; Chordata; Actinopteri; Salmoniformes; Salmonidae. The record is from RefSeq and is a predicted model, not a curated record. Gene Ontology annotation, molecular function: growth factor activity; platelet-derived growth factor receptor binding. Gene Ontology annotation, biological process: platelet-derived growth factor receptor signaling pathway; positive regulation of cell population proliferation; positive regulation of phosphatidylinositol 3-kinase/protein kinase B signal transduction. Gene Ontology annotation, cellular component: membrane. The transcript is spliced from 8 exons. The coding region runs from base 414 to 1517 and encodes 367 amino acids.